GGGAGACGGGAGGUGGGAGGAGAAAGGAAAUUCUAAGCUCAGGGCAAAUAAUCAUAGCCGAACCUAAGGAUAACUGUUAGAACUCUUAUUAAGUCCUCCUCAGAACAGCUUUCUUUCCUGCUCUAAAGAACCUCUGCUCCUGAUUUUACGAGUUAAGACACAGUAGCAUCUUAGACAUGGCCCCAGAGAUCCUCAUGCCUGAGCCACUGUGCCUCAUUGAGAACACUGAAGAGAAGCUGGUGGUUAAAGAAGAAGCUCUGAGGAUCCUGUCUGCAAUCACCCAGCCCGUUGUGGUGGUGGGUAUUGUGGGCCUCUACCGCACGGGCAAAUCCUACCUGAUGAACAAGCUGGCUGGGAAGCAAAAGGGCUUUUCUGUUGGCUCCACAGUGCAGGCCCACACCAAGGGGAUCUGGAUGUGGUGUGUGCCUCAUCCCAAGAAGCCAGACCACACCCUCGUUCUGCUUGACACCGAAGGUCUAGGAGACGUAGAGAAGGAUGAUAAUAAGAAUGAUACCCAGAUCUUUGCACUGGCAAUCUUGCUGAGCAGCACCUUUGUAUACAACACCAUGAACAAAAUUGAUCAGGGCUCUAUCGACCUGCUGCACAAUGUGACAGAACUGACAGAUCUACUCAGAACAAGAAACUCACCUGAGCUUAAUGGGGCUGAAGAUGCUGCUGCCUUGGUGAGCUUCUUUCCAGACUUAGUGUGGACUCUGAGAGAUUUCUACCUAAACCUGGAAACAGAUGGCCAACUUGUCACACCAGAUCAGUACCUGGAGAACUCACUGAUGGUCAAAGAAGGUAGCAAUGAGAGAAUUCAAAAUUUCAAUUUGCCCCGUCUCUGCAUAAAGAAGUUCUUUCCAAGAAAGAAAUGCUUUAUCUUUGAGUCACCUGCCGAGAAGAAGCAGCUUUCCCACCUCGAGGAGCUGCAUGAUGAUGAGCUGCAUCCUGAGUUUGUGCAACAAGUGUCAGAAUUCUGUUCCUACAUCUUCAGCCACUCCGCAGCCAAGACUCUUCCAGGAGGCAUGAAGGUCAAUGGACCCCGUCUUGAGAGCCUGACGCAGACCUAUGUCGAUGCCAUCAACAGAGGGGAUCUCCCCUGCGUGGGGAACUCAGUCCUAGCCUUGGUCCAGACAGAGAACUCAGCUGCAGUGCAGAAGGCUUUGGCCCACUAUGACCAGCAGAUGGAUCAGAAGGUGCAGCUGCCCACAGACACCCUCCAGGAGCUGCUGGACCUGCACAGGGCCUGUGAGAGGGAGGCCAUGGAGAUAUUCACAAAGAACUCUUUCAAGGAUGAGGACCAAACUUUCCAGAAGGAAUUACAGACCCUCCUAGAUGCAAAGCAGAAUGAUAUUUGUGAGCGAAACAAGGAAGCCUCUUCAAAACGUUGCUCAACUUUACUUCAGGAUAUUUUUGCUCCUCUGGAAGAAGAAGUGGGGCUGGGGGUUUAUUUUAGGCCAGGAGGUCAUAAUCUCUUCCUUCAAAAACUGGAAGCAUUGAAGAAAAAUUACUAUCAACAGCCAAGAAAAGGAAUACAGGCUGAGGAAGUUCUGCAGAAUUACCUAAAGUCCAAGCAGUCUGUGAGUGAUGCUGUUCUACAGACAGACCAGGCUCUCACUGCCAAGGAAAAGGAGAGGGAAGAGGCUCAGCGGAAGGCAGCGGCUCAAAGGGCAGAAGCAGAAAGAUUGGCGGCCAUUGCCCGGGAGAACCAGAGACGCCUGGAGGAGAAGCAGAGGCUCCACCAGGAGCAAGUGAGGCAGAUGGAGAUCCAAAGAGCAAACUUCCUGGCACAGCAGCGGAGGGAGCAGGAGCAGCGGCUCCGGGAAGAGGCUGAAAGGCAAAGGGCGAUGGCUGAAGCAGAACUCAGAAGACAGCAAAUACAGCUCGAGCAUCUCCAAAACAUGAUUCACUCCGCAGGCCGUCGCCACCGCCGUGAUCAAUGCAUCUUACAAUAAAAUAAAGAAAAUCCAAAUUUCUUAUCUUUCUCCUUUUCACUGCAGACACAAAGGAACAAGAAAUUAUAGAACUUGGGACAGUUGACAUUUAAAUAAUAGCAAUGUCUCCUGUUAAUUCUUCUUUUAAGUAGAGGUCAUCGACCCCACAGGCUGGGUCAAAUGGACAUUGGUCAAGACCUUGGGCUCAGUUGGAAGCUCCCCCGAUGGUGGGCAUAUGCUGGAUGCCAUCAGAGAGAGAGACAUUGGUGUUAAAGUGGAAACGAUGUACAGCUCUUAUCUGCGCAGUGGUCUGACUCCUCAGCAGGGUCAGCAGACCAUCUGCAUAGAGAAAGUUCAAGCUGAGAGCGAAUAAUGUUAUGGUGGAAUGGAGAUCUUUUAGAAGGUGAAAGGAAAUACCAACAUGGAAAUUAUAUCAUAGGAUAUAAUUUCUCCUUUUUGUUCACCCUGAUUAAAGGUAUAAUUUAAAUAAGAUGUAUUGCAAUAAGAAGCAAUUUAUAUUAAACUUAAUAACUGUGUGUUCUAUGUUUAGGAUUCUUUAGAGUUGGUAAAUAGGUAAUAUAAGGAAUACUGUAAAAUGUGCCACUAACUUGAUAAGGCUCAUUUAAUAUUAUGCUUACUUUAAUGCUAAAAUUAAAACAUGCAAAUACUUUGUAGUCAUAUGUGAAAACAUGCUGAAUUUUUAAAAUUAUAGAUUAUAUAAGUAUAUACCUAUAUAUAAACAGUCUUAACUUUAAAAUGUUUUGAAAACUAUAAAUCUACUAAUCUGAUUUUAUUUUCCCCACUAGUUAAGUCUACAGGCUAGUUUGCUUUAAGCCUGGUAUUAAAGCACACAUUUUGAACAUC
Molecule: messenger RNA, 2798 nt
Organism: Chinchilla lanigera (long-tailed chinchilla)
Lineage: Eukaryota; Metazoa; Chordata; Mammalia; Rodentia; Chinchillidae
Gene: Gbp5
Product: guanylate binding protein 5
Exons: 11
Coding region: 177-1955 (592 amino acids)
Molecular function (GO): GTP binding; GTPase activity
Source: RefSeq, a predicted model, not a curated record